AGGCGUAACCUCCACUAAGAGCACCGUCAGCAAUGCCUCUAUUUCACUCUGCUGCACUAAAGGUGAGUGGCUGACUCUGGCUGAGCCCAGACACCAUGAGAAAAAGACUCUCUUACUCAGUAUAGAGCUGAUGUUGAUACUCUGAAAAUAAUGUAAAGCAACAUCAUUCACAGUGAAGUGAAAUGAAGCAGGAUUGGACGGUAAGUAGGCCUACAUGAGGACUGCUUGUGAUUAUAAACUACUAGCCAAUCCCUGCGCAGGGGGCGUGGCUUCUCGGAAUACGGGUGAGAUUAGGCAAAAGAAAGACCCACGGCGAAACGUGCCGGUGGAACAUUGAGUACUCUCGCGCCGGGAGGGCGGCGUCACAGCAGCAGCACGCGCAGCGCCGUUAAAGCGCUCGAGCUACAUGUUGCACUCGCCGCCGGUAAGACUCGCCGAAGUUACAUGCGGAUAUACGGAGAAACAGAUGAGAGGACCCGGGAAAACAAGAGAAAUACUGGGAACAAGGGCAUGUGUGAGUGCUGAGAUGGCCACGUUUGAGGAUGAGUCUUCGACUAGCCAGUCUCCUGUUGAUCUCUUUAACUCACAGGGUAUUGAUAUCACUCCAAAUAAAGACAGAGGAGUAUGUAAGAUUGUGAAGCGGCAUGGUAAAGAAGGGGAGAGGCCUAUGAUCGGGGACAAGGUGCAUGUCCACUACACUGGUAGACUGCUUAAUGGGAAGAAGUUUGACUCCAGCUUUGACCGAAAAGAGCCUUUUGUUUUAAAUGUAGGCAAAGGCCAGGUGAUCAAAGCAUUGGAUAUUGGUGUGUGUUCGAUGCAGAAAGGAGAGGUGUGUUUGCUGCUAUGUAAGCCUGAAUAUGCCUAUGGCAGUGCUGGAAGCCCCCCCAAAGUCCCUACAAACUCCACUCUACUGUUUGAGGUAGAGCUGCUGAACUUUAGAGGGGAGGAGCUUACAGAGGAUGGUGGAAUCUUGAGGAGAAUAAAGGUCAAAGGUGAAGGAUACAACAAUCCCAAUGAAGGGGCCACAGUUCAUGUCCACUUGGAAGGACGGUGUGGUGGUCGUUUGUUUGAGGCGCGGGACAUCACCUUUGUUGUGGGUGAAUCUGAGGACAUGGGUGUUCCUCUGGGAGUGGACCGUGCCAUGGAGAAAAUGCAGAAAGGGGAAUGCUGUCUGUUAUAUCUAAAACCCAAAUACGGCUAUGGCAAAGAAGGAAAACCAGAAUAUGACAUUGGACCAAAUGCAGAACUGCUGUAUGAGGUGACACUCAAAGAUUUUGAAAAGGCCAAAGAAUCCUGGGAAAUGGACUUGAACGAGAAACUGGAGAAGGCGGUUCUGGUCAAACAGAAAGGGACCCAGUACUUCAAGUCUGGGCGGUACUACCAUGCUGUCAUCCAGUACCAGCGAAUCGUGUCAUGGUUGGAGAUGGAGUGUGGAGUUGGUAAGGAGCAACAGCAGGCCAUCCAGGCUCUCCUGCUGGUGGCCCAUCUAAACCUGGCUCUGUGCUAUCUACGCCUGCGGGAAUACUCGCAAACUGUGGAGAACUGUAACAAGGUGGUGGAACUGGACUCUCAGAACGAGAAGGCUCUAUACCGGCGAGGAGAGGCUCGUCUGCUACGGAACGAGUUCACUCUGGCCCUGAUGGACUUCCGGCAGGUCCUGCAGGUGAACCCUUCCAAUCGUGCUGCCCGCUGUCGGAUCGCCGUCUGUCAGCGCAAAAUCCGUGAACACCACGAGCGCGAUAAGAAGAUUUACGCCAACAUGUUUCAGAGGUUCGCCGAACACGACGCCAAGGUUGGCCGAUUGAAAAGGAAGAAAGAAGAGAGCGGAUUGGUAGAUCAGAACAAUAAGGCUGUGAAGAAGUCUCGGACGAAGAGUCAGGACGGCUCCUAAAGGCCCAUGGCCCACCAGUGCCUGUUAAUGAGGUGAAGCUUGUGCACCUGGUGUGGAGGGCAGCGCGGAGGGAGUGGACAUUCAUACACCUUCACCACUAACCUCGUGAUUUGAGUGCUGUCACUCGGGACCCAAAGGAGACGAUCCGAAUACAAUUCUGAAUAAGAGAGAUGGACACCGAAGAGGCUAUAAGCCUAAACGGCAUUCCUACAGACAAACCAAAUGCAAAUGAUCCACAUGACCACUGGCAUCCAACACCCAACCUCCAUCACGUUACAUACUCCUCAACUCGGCAAAGGCAUUUAUCAGAUGUACAGUAUUAACAAAAUAAUUCAAUGAUGUCACAGAAAUAGAAUACAAUUUAGUACUGUAUUGUCUGCAUACAAUAAUAAUAUGAUAGGACUCAGUAGUGACUCAGAAGGAUUUCAGUGUAGUGGGGACGAUUUCGUCUGUGCGUUUGCAGUGUCAUGGUGUGUAUAGAUGGCUUAGAGGUAUUUUAGCACAUUAAGGUGUUUAGACGAGUGGUCACAAUGGGUAGCUGGACUCUAAAAUACUGUACUGCCCAACAAGCCGUUUUGUUUGAUAGUCUGCUGAACACAAUAAGCAAACUUCCCUAUGGGAACACGAGCUGAUGACUGUGGUCGACUGAUAGGCUGCGGCUCAGACUUUCCUACGCACUCCCCAGUGGAUGGAGAAAGUAUCCCAAGAGUUGGGCUGUGCUUGAAAUCUCCAUGUUGGGAAUCUCCUGGUGUGAGGUGUAACUCGCGGAAGGCCCAGGUCCAUGCAAAGCGAUGCGCACAUGUACACAAACACUUAUUUAAAGAGACUCUUGCAUGCUUCUUUAGUGGAUACUGGGUGUGUCCUAGACUUGGGAACAUAAUUUAAAGGAACAACAAUCUUAACCUUAAGCCUGUUAAGCAGGAUAUGUUCUUGACUCCAAUCCAGUGUCUGUUAUUUAGUUUUUUGUAUGUAUUUUGUUAUCUGAAUGUUUGAAGCAUUUCUGCUGGAGGUCAUUUGGCCAUGUCUUUGAAAACUCAAUAGUGUAUGAUAGCUAGGUUAUGAUAGUUCCUUCCAUCCAGGAUCAUUUUCCUGAAAUCUUUGUACUGAAGAAAACUUUGAACAGUAUACUGUACCAUAUACAGUUGUGUGCAAAAGUUUGAACACCCAGUUACAUAUUUUGUUGCUUUUCUAAUUUAACACAUCCUUUACAUGGAACAAACUUAAAUAUGGCAUUUUCCUGCAAAGGUUAGUGAACAUAUUCUGUUUAUUUGCUGACUGGUAUCUUGGAAAAAAUAACACAAAAUCUAAAAUGUGCCGCUACAUUUGUACAGGCAUUUUUUUAAAUUGAAUAUGUUGGAUUCAAUAAAUAAACAGUAAUUGUGCAUUAAAAUGUGAAGAAGUGUGUUCUUGGUAGAGGAUGUGUUAACUUAUUUUUUAUUUAGAAAAUCAACAAAUCAUGUAAUUUGACUAGGGACACCCAGACUUUUGCAUGCGACCAUAACAAGUGAUCGUAACAGCAUGAAGCUUUUGGGAAACACAAUUUUGGUCGGUUGAUCUUGAUUUCUAAAACACUUGCGUUAUGCUUAACACCUUAAUCUCUUCUGAUUUUAGACAGUAGAGAUUAUCAAAAUAGUCUUGUUUGAAAUAACAGACAUAUUUUACAUUGGUUUGUUAUCAAAUCUCUGUGUGUAUGCAUUAAAAGGCAGGCCUAUAUCUCAUAAAACUACAAAAAAGAAGAAAAUCUGAUGUCUAAUCAAUUUAUGUUCUUAGAUGCACUUUUAACCAAGUUUUAAUGUAGUGCAGAUGUGCACUUCCAGAUUACACAUCACAGUUAGAACCAAUGGAGAUUUUCUCAAGAAAACUGUUAUGGUUAUCUUUGGAAAUGAUCACUGCUGUGCAUGGCAAAGAAGAUGUAAAAGCAAGCAUGACAUUUGGUCAACAGAGGGUAGCAUCUACAUAAUUUAAAGGAAUACACAUAGGAACAAGAUCUGCCUUUGAAGACGUCUGCAUCUGACACUGCAGAUUUUGUUGAUGCUAUUUUAUUUUAUUACAUUCGAUUACGUAUUUUCCAUUUUUAAUGAAACAGUUUUCUGGGAGAUAUGUGUGCAAAGGUUUUAAUAUAAUCUGUAAAAUGCAUUACAAAAUAUUUCAUUUCAAAAACCAUAGUCCUGGAGGGCCAGAGCCCUGAGGAGUUUAGCAAUAUUACACUCAACACUCCAGAUUCAACUCAUCAGCUAAUCAUUAAGGCCUUUAUGAGAUGGAUUCCGUGUUAGAAGGAAAACUCUAAUGAGUGCAGGACUGUAGCCCUCAAGGAUCUGACCCCUGCCUUAGAGCAUGAGAAAAAUGGGAUGGGCCUCACUGAAUUAAGUCCCUUCUGAAAGACUUUAUUGUAGAAUGCACCAUUUUAGAGUGGACUUCUUUCAUCAGUUCCUCUGCAUUAUUUAAAGAAACAGAACAUUUAAAUUAAAUGUAGUACGACACAGUAGUAAAUCUAUAAUUUUACACAAGUCUGCAUUCUAUGUGAUGAAGGACAAGGCGGAUAUUUUAUCUCCUAUUUAUCCAAUCAGUGAGCUCACAGCUGAUCUCUUGCAUGAGCAAUCUUCCUUACUUAUCAUAGCAGCUAAGUUUAUUUUUAUAAUGGCAGUUGAAUUAUCUAUGUCGUGACAUGAUUUUUUUUGUCCUUGAUUGAUUCUACUGACCGCUACUAGACAUUGAUCUGAACUUUUGUGAGAAAUACAAGUGAAUACUUUUA
This is a messenger RNA of Colossoma macropomum (tambaqui), 4643 nucleotides long. RefSeq names its product FKBP prolyl isomerase 5 (gene fkbp5). Gene Ontology annotation, molecular function: protein binding; peptidyl-prolyl cis-trans isomerase activity. The record is from RefSeq and is a predicted model, not a curated record. Lineage: Eukaryota; Metazoa; Chordata; Actinopteri; Characiformes; Serrasalmidae. The transcript has 11 exons. Bases 407 to 1891 code for a protein of 494 amino acids.